Acanthosepion pharaonis is the source of this 453-nucleotide messenger RNA. The record is from the annotation of a GenBank genome assembly. Lineage: Eukaryota; Metazoa; Mollusca; Cephalopoda; Sepiida; Sepiidae.
AUGUCUAUGGCCGAUGAUCGAUCCCAGCCAAAAACGUGUAUCAUCUAUCUAUUGAACUUUUUCUUCUCUUCUCCUUCCAUUUCUCUUCAUCACCCUUCGCUCUCUCUAUUUCUAACCCUUUCUUUCUUAAUCCUCCCUUAUUUCCUCCCCUUCCCUCUUUCUUCCCCUCUGCUUCUCUCUUCCUCGCGCUCUCAUUCUUCUGAAUCCCACUGUUUCUUACCUACCUCACACUCUUUCUCUCCUCCCCUUCUCUCUCAUCUUAUCUCUUUCUCUCGCUCUCUUACUUUCUCUCUCUCUCUCUCUCUCUCUCAUUCUUACCCCUCCUCUCUUUCUCUCGCUCUCUUACCUUCUUUCUUUUCUCUCUCUCUCUUAUCUUCUCUCUUUCUCUCAGACGUUCUCUCACUCAUACGUUCUCUCGCUCGCUUGCCUUCUCUCGCUCUCUCGGUCUCUUGA